AUAUCAGAGAAGGUCAAACAAAAGUAUAUAGAAGAGGUUAUAAGGAAAGAAAUACAAACAGUAGUAAAAGAUUUCAAAAAGAAGAAAAUAUCACCGACAUAUAUGCAGUAUAUCAAUAACAGA
Messenger RNA from Racocetra persica, 123 nucleotides. The record is from the annotation of a GenBank genome assembly. Lineage: Eukaryota; Fungi; Glomeromycota; Glomeromycetes; Diversisporales; Gigasporaceae.